AUGAGUGACAGCGAUGAAUAUGAGGUUGAGGGCCCAAAAUUGGUGGCUGACGACCCCAUGCGGGCCUUUCUUCCAACCUCAUUUGGAAAGAAAACCAAGGAAGCAGACGUUGCGGCGCAAAUCGACAGGACAAAAAGAAACGUCGAACCAACGAGACCGGCGGGUCAAAUCGAAGACAGCAAGUACAAGAAGCAUGAGGCAACUGUGAAACAGGAUAACUCAGACGAUGAUUCCGACUCAGAAGACGAUGAGGAUGACGACGACGAGUUCCCAGUCUCCCACGAGCUGGUGCUCAAAACUCACGACCGCGCCGUUACUACCAUAUCCCUCGAUCCCUCUGGCUCUCGUUUCGUCAGCGGGUCUACCGACUGCACAGUAAAACUUCACGAUUUUGCAGCAAUGACUCCUACAACUCUCCGGGCAUUCAAAAGCGUGGAUCCCAGCGCUGGGAAGCCGUCAGAUAACACCGAAUCCCAUCCUAUCAACCACAUCGAAUUCAGUCCCCACUCUGGCAGCCAAUUCCUUUGCAUAUCGGAGCAUCCCCAGGCUAAGCUCUUGAGUAGAGAUGGCGAGAUAUUGGCAGAGUUUGUGAAAGGCGAUAUGUAUAUUAGAGAUAUGAACAACACGAAAGGCCAUGUCUCGUCGAUCACUACUGGGACUUGGAGCCCUACCGACCCCAAUAUUAUUGCCACGGCGGGGACGGAUAGUACGAUUCGCAUAUGGGAUAUAAAUCAUAAGAGGGCACAUAAAGAGGUUUUAGUUCACAAAGAUCGAACAGCUGGGUCUGGAGGAAGGACCAAAAUGACGGGUGUCGUGUGGGGAAGCCCCAAGCAAGGCGGAAACAAUAUCCUGGUGGCAACAGCUCUGGAUGGGAGUCUGGUGAUGUGGAGUGGCAAUGGACCUCAUGCGCGACCAGCUGGAGAGAUCCGUGGCGCCCAUAAGCCUAAUACGAGAACGGGCGGCGUCGAUAUUAGCCCGGACGGGCGUAUGAUUGUCACGCGAGGCGGUGAUGACUUGAUCAAGUUGUGGGACACUAGGAAAUUCAAGACUCCAGUGUUAGAAGUUGCUCACCCGUCAACUUCGGAUGUAUACUCUCUAUCAACCAUCAAAUACUCACCCACUGGAGCCAACAUCAUCACCGGCUCCAGCUCCGGCCACCUCUAUAUCCUAAACUCCGGAAAUCUCAAACCCGAACUCGUCACACCCGUCACUCCCGGCUCCUGUCUCAUCUCCGCUCUAUGGCACGAGAAGCUGAACCAGAUCGUUACCUCCUCAGCCAAUGCCGAAGUACACGUCCUCUACAACCCCAAUACGUCCUUCCGCGGUGCGAAGGAUGUCAUGUCACGAGCCCCCAAAAAGCGUCAUGUCGAUGAUGACCCCAACUUUACCACAGAUCAAUCCGCUGGCAUUUCAGGCGAUACCAUCAUUAGCCCCAGCGGAAUCCUUCAGAGCGGUCCAGCAGCGUCCUCGUUCGCUGCGCGCCAUCCCACCAUUGGUUUGACAGCGAGCGGGAAGAGCAGGGACCCUCGACGACCGAUGAAGCCUGCUGUCACGCCGUUCAUGAAGAGUCAGCCAGACGAAGCUCAUAUCAACUCGACUAUCCCACUGAGCAGUAUGAGGGAUGAGGACCCGAGAGAGGCAUUACUGAAAUAUGCGGAACUAGCUGAGAAGGACCCCUUAUUUACGAACGCAUGGAAGCAAACGCAGCCAAAAACUAUGUAUGCCGAAUUGAGUGAUGAUGAGGCGGAGGAGCCGGAUAAGAAAAAGGCGAGGAGAUAG
This is a messenger RNA of Pseudogymnoascus destructans, 1779 nucleotides long. RefSeq lists its product as uncharacterized. Gene Ontology annotation, molecular function: protein binding. Gene Ontology annotation, cellular component: site of double-strand break; nucleus. Lineage: Eukaryota; Fungi; Ascomycota; Leotiomycetes; Thelebolales; Thelebolaceae. The record is from RefSeq and is a predicted model, not a curated record. The coding region runs from base 1 to 1779 and encodes 592 amino acids. Gene Ontology annotation, biological process: regulation of DNA double-strand break processing. The transcript has a single exon.